Dioscorea cayenensis subsp. rotundata (Guinea yam) is the source of this 1059-nucleotide messenger RNA. Its product is annotated as short-chain dehydrogenase reductase 3b-like. The transcript is spliced from 3 exons. The record is from RefSeq and is a predicted model, not a curated record. Bases 89 to 883 code for a protein of 264 amino acids. NCBI's taxonomy places the organism in Eukaryota, Viridiplantae, Streptophyta, Magnoliopsida, Dioscoreales, Dioscoreaceae.
UCUCAUCUCAAAAGUAGCACCAGCUUCUCAGUCCUCGCUUUUCCUUUAAUAUAUAUCUUGCACACAAGUUUCUUAAUAUUGUUUGUCAAUGGCUUCAUCUGAUAGCAAUAGCAUGCUAAGGUUGGAGGGCAAGGUGGCGAUCAUCACUGGAGCGGCGAGUGGGAUCGGAGAAGCCACAGCGAGGCUCUUCGCCGCUCAUGGCGCAACCGUUGUCAUCGCCGACGUACAAGACGAGCUCGGUGAGGCCGUCGCUGCUUCCAUCGGCCUUCACAAGUCCAGCUACAAGCACUGUGAUGUCACUGACGAGAAGCAGGUGGAGGAAAUAGUGGAUUACACUGUGGGGAAGUACGGGCGUUUAGACAUCAUGCAUGGCAACGCAGGCAUACUCGGACCAAUUGAAGGUGUUAUGGAUAUGGACCUGACCCAACUGGACAAAACGCUGGCCGUGCACGUCCGUGGCACUGCAGCAGCGAUCAAGCACGCGGCGCGUGCCAUGCGAGCGAGCGGCACUCGCGGGUCCAUCAUCUGCACAGCAAGCGUCGCGGCAAGACAAGGCAAUCUCGGACCCGUAGCGUACACUGCGGCGAAGCACGCUGUGAUUGGGCUGAUGCGCUCGGCCGUGUCAGACCUUGGGGCGCAUGGGAUUCGAAUCAAUUGCAUCUCACCCUAUGGAGUGGCUACUCCGCUGGCGUGCUCGUUCAGUGGGAAGGCGCCUGAGAAGGUUGAAGAUGAUUUCUAUAAGAUGGCUGUUCUAAAGGGCGUAGUGUUGAAAGGUGGGCAUGUUGCGCAGGCUGCUCUCUUCUUGGCCUCGGAUGCAUCGGAGUAUAUUAGUGGCCAUGAUUUGGUCAUUGAUGGCGGUGUCACUGUGGUCAUGCGUGAGUAGCUAGAAUAUGUAUUUGUUUGUUUUGCUUUAAUAAUUGUUUACUGGGGUAGUGGGUGUCAUUCUAAACUUUCUCUUGUUUAGAUUGACGUUAUAUAUCCACUAUGCACUCAAAGUUUGUCGGCUGUUAUAAAAAAAUAUAUUUAAUAGAUAAUAAAAGGUUAUAUAUGAUAUGAUGA